CCCUCGGCCAUCCUACCUGUGACGAUCACACGCUGAUUUUUCUCCACUAACCACAAAGACAUUGGCACCCUCUACCUUGUGUUUGGUGCCUGAGCCGGUAUAGUUGGUACCGCCCUUAGCUUAUUAAUUCGAGCAGAGUUAAGCCAACCCGGAGCCUUGCUAGGCGACGACCAGAUUUAUAAUGUUAUUGUUACCGCACACGCCUUCGUAAUAAUUUUCUUUAUAGUAAUACCAAUUAUGAUUGGAGGGUUCGGAAAUUGACUAGUUCCUCUUAUGAUUGGAGCACCAGACAUAGCAUUCCCCCGAAUAAACAACAUAAGUUUUUGACUUCUUCCCCCUUCCUUUCUUCUCCUGCUAGCCUCUUCUGGGGUAGAAGCAGGGGCAGGUACAGGAUGAACAGUAUACCCCCCUCUUGCUGGUAACCUUGCCCACGCGGGGGCCUCUGUUGAUUUGACUAUCUUCUCCCUACACCUGGCCGGUGUCUCUUCGAUCCUAGGGGCAAUCAAUUUUAUUACAACAAUUAUCAAUAUGAAACCGCCAGCCAUUUCACAGUACCAAACACCCCUAUUUGUCUGAGCAGUCCUAAUUACAGCCGUUCUGCUACUGCUGGCGCUCCCUGUUUUAGCUGCAGGAAUUACAAUACUAUUAACAGACCGUAAUCUAAACACUACCUUCUUUGACCCCGCAGGGGGAGGAGAUCCAAUUCUAUACCAACAUCUGUUUUGAUUCUUUGGGCAUCCAGAAGUUUAUAUUCUAAUUUUACCAGGCUUUGGAAUGAUCUCCCACAUUGUAGCCUACUAUGCCGGUAAAAAAGAACCAUUCGGCUACAUAGGUAUAGUAUGAGCUAUAAUGGCUAUUGGACUACUAGGCUUUAUCGUGUGAGCUCAUCACAUAUUUACAGUAGGAAUGGACGUAGACACACGAGCAUAUUUUACAUCCGCCACAAUAAUUAUUGCAAUUCCUACCGGAGUAAAAGUCUUUAGUUGACUAGCCACUCUUCACGGCGGAUCAAUUAAAUGAGAAACCCCCCUUCUAUGAGCCCUAGGAUUUAUUUUCCUCUUUACAGUAGGAGGCCUGACAGGGAUUGUAUUAGCCAAUUCUUCCAUCGAUAUUGUUCUGCAUGACACCUAUUAUGUAGUAGCCCACUUCCAUUACGUUUUAUCAAUGGGUGCUGUCUUCGCCAUUAUAGGAGCCUUCGUACAUUGAUUUCCCUUAUUUACAGGAUAUACACUACACAGCACCUGAACAAAAAUCCAUUUUGGAGUAAUGUUUGUGGGAGUUAACCUCACCUUCUUCCCACAACACUUCCUAGGAUUAGCAGGAAUGCCACGACGUUAUUCAGACUACCCAGAUGCCUACACCCUUUGAAAUACCGUCUCCUCAAUUGGCUCCCUAAUGUCUUUAGUAGCAGUAAUUAUAUUCCUGUUUAUCUUAUGAGAAGCAUUCGCUGCUAAACGAGAAGUAUUAGCUGUUGAACUAACCGCCACCAAUGUAGAAUGACUACAUGGAUGUCCCCCUCCUUACCACACGUUUGAAGAGCCCGCAUUUGUGCAAGUCCAAUCAAACUAACGAGAAAGGAAGGAAUUGAACCCCCGUAAACUAGUUUCAAGCCAGUCACAUAACCACUCUGUCACUUUCUUCUAUGAGAUGCUAGUAAAACGGAAUUACACUGCCUUGUCGAGGCAGAAUUGCAGGUUAAAACCCUGCGUAUCUUAAGCCUCACGGCUUAAUGGCACAUCCCUCACAACUAGGAUUCCAAGACGCGGCCUCGCCUGUAAUAGAAGAACUUCUACAUUUCCACGACCAUGCUCUAAUAAUUGUAUUCCUAAUUAGCACCUUGGUCUUAUAUAUUAUUGUUGUAAUGGUUUCUACAAAACUUACUAAUAAAUACAUCUUAGACUCCCAAGAAAUCGAAAUCGUUUGAACAAUUCUCCCAGCAGUAAUUCUAGUGUUAAUUGCACUUCCUUCUCUCCGAAUCCUGUACCUAAUAGAUGAAGUCAACGACCCCCAUCUAACAGUAAAAGCCAUAGGCCAUCAAUGAUACUGGAGCUACGAAUAUACAGACUAUGAAGAUCUAGCCUUCGACUCAUAUAUGGUACCAACCCAAGACCUGGCUCCAGGACAAUUUCGCCUGCUCGAAACAGACCAUCGCAUGGUAAUCCCAAUAGAAUCACCAGUCCGAGUGCUAGUAUCAGCCGAAGAUGUAAUUCACUCUUGAGCCGUCCCUGCCCUAGGCGUUAAGAUAGAUGCUAUCCCAGGACGCCUAAACCAAACAGCCUUUAUUGCCUCUCGUCCCGGAGUAUUCUACGGACAAUGCUCUGAGAUCUGUGGAGCCAAUCACAGCUUUAUGCCAAUCGUAGUAGAAGCCGUCCCGCUAGAACACUUUGAAAACUGAUCCUCCCUUAUGCUUGAAGACGCCUCACUGGGAAGCUAAACUGGGAUUAGCGUUAGCCUUUUAAGCUAAAAAUUGGUGACUCCCAACCACCCCUAGUGAUAUGCCACAAUUAAAUCCAGCCCCUUGAUUCGCUAUUCUAGUAUUCUCAUGACUUGUCUUCCUGACAGUAAUUCCAAACAAAGUAUUAAACCACACCUUCCCAAAUGAACUAACAACCAUUGAUGCCCAAGACCUCAAAACGACAACCUGAAACUGACCAUGGCACUAAACCUGUUUGAUCAAUUUAUGAGCCCCUCAUACCUAGGUAUCCCCCUAAUUGCAAUCGCACUCACACUUCCAUGAAUUCUUGUUCCUUCGCCCUCAAAACGAUGACAAGACAACCGCCUAGUUACACUACAAAAUUGAUUUAUUAAAACUUUUACACAACAACUACUCACGCCCCUAAAUCCCGGAGGACACAAAUGAGCCCUUAUUUUAACAUCCCUAAUAAUUUUCCUCUUAACCCUUAACAUCCUUGGGCUCCUUCCUUAUACCUUCACCCCAACAACUCAACUUUCCCUAAACAUAGGCCUAGCCGUACCAUUCUGACUUGCCACAGUAAUUAUUGGACUACGAAACCAGCCCACUGCAGCCCUAGGACACCUUCUACCAGAAGGAACCCCCAUCCUACUUAUCCCUAUCCUAAUUAUUAUCGAAACUAUCAGCUUAUUUAUUCGACCUUUGGCCUUAGGAGUACGACUAACAGCUAAUCUAACAGCUGGUCAUCUAUUGAUUCAACUUAUCUCCACAGCAACCUUUGUACUAUUACCAAUAACAGCAACAGCAGCCAUCUUUACCGCCACUCUUCUAGCCCUUCUUACCCUACUAGAGGUAGCAGUAGCUAUAAUUCAAGCUUAUGUAUUUGUUCUACUACUAAGCCUUUACUUACAAGAAAACGUCUAAUGGCCCACCAAGCACACGCAUAUCACAUGGUUGACCCAAGUCCAUGGCCUCUAACAGGCGCAGUAGCUGCUCUCCUAAUGACAUCAGGCCUUGCUAUCUGAUUUCACUUCCACUCAACCACAUUAAUAACACUAGGUUUAAUUCUGCUACUACUCACAAUGUAUCAAUGAUGACGGGAUAUUAUCCGAGAAGGAACCUUCCAAGGACAUCAUACACCUCCGGUCCAAAAAGGCCUACGAUACGGAAUAAUCUUAUUUAUCACAUCUGAAGUCUUCUUCUUUCUUGGAUUCUUCUGAGCUUUCUACCACGCCAGCCUUGCCCCAACCCCAGAACUCGGAGGAUGCUGACCUCCAACAGGUAUUGUUACCUUAGACCCUUUCGAAGUCCCUCUACUUAAUACUGCGGUCCUACUAGCAUCAGGCGUAACAGUAACCUGGGCCCACCACAGCCUUAUAGAAGGAGGACGAAAACAAGCCAUCCAAUCUCUUACCCUAACCAUUCUCCUGGGAUUCUACUUCACUGCCCUCCAAGCCAUAGAAUACUAUGAAGCCCCUUUUACAAUUGCAGACGGCGUUUAUGGCUCAACAUUCUUUGUAGCAACAGGUUUCCACGGACUACACGUUAUUAUUGGCUCUACCUUCCUUGCAGUAUGCCUACUCCGACAAAUCCUAUUCCAUUUUACAUCAGAACAUCACUUUGGAUUUGAAGCAGCUGCCUGAUACUGACACUUCGUAGACGUCGUGUGACUAUUCCUAUACGUCUCCAUCUACUGAUGAGGAUCUUA
Trichomycterus rosablanca is the source of this 4121-nucleotide messenger RNA. RefSeq names its product cytochrome c oxidase subunit 1-like. Gene Ontology annotation, cellular component: membrane. The transcript has a single exon. Gene Ontology annotation, biological process: electron transport coupled proton transport; mitochondrial electron transport, cytochrome c to oxygen. Gene Ontology annotation, molecular function: heme binding; cytochrome-c oxidase activity. The annotation marks the transcript as partial. Lineage: Eukaryota; Metazoa; Chordata; Actinopteri; Siluriformes; Trichomycteridae. The record is from RefSeq and is a predicted model, not a curated record.